UUUUAUUUAUUUUUUCUGGUGAAACCUCUCUUUCUCGAAACCACUAAUAUUAGGGUUUUCUGGGUUUGAGACGACGAUCUAAUCCAAUUAGGUUUAUUCAUUUUUUUGCGUUGCAAUUUUAUUGAAUUAUGGAGAAGUGAAUUUUGCGGGUUUUUUGGAAGGUGGAAUUGGCUAAUUUAUAUUGGAGGUCAAGAUAUGGCUGACUUUGAUGAAUAUAUGGCUGAUGAGUAUGACAUGGAUGAUCUCGAGGAUGAUAUGAAUGCUGAGUUUGAUGGAAGAGAUAUCGAUGCUUCUUCUGAUUCUGAAGUCGAAGAUUUCGACCAAUUGAACAAGGCUGCAGAUACUUCUGCUGCACAAGCACGAAAUGGGAAGGAUAUUCAGGGUAUACCGUGGGAUAGACUUAACACUACUAGAAAAGAGUACAGAAAAACUAGGCUAGAACAGUAUAAAAACUAUGAAAAUAUACCCAAUUCGGGUGAGGAAUCUGCGAAGAAAUGUAUGAAUACUGAGAAAGGCAGCUCUUUCUAUGAGUUCAGGAGGAAUUCUAGAUCAGUGAGAUCAACAAUUCUCCAUUUUCAGUUGAGGAAUUUGGUUUGGGCUACCUCAAAACAUGAUGUUUAUCUAUUGUCCAACUACUCCAUCAGCCACUGGUCUUCUUUGACAGGUUGUAGGAAUGAAAUUCUUAACGUUAAAGGUCAUGUGGCUCCGUCUGAGAAACAUCCUGAGAGUCUGUUGGAAGGAUUUACAGAGACUCAAGUUAGCACUCUUGCAGUAAAAGAUAGGCUGCUAGUUGCUGGUGGAUUUCAAGGAGAAAUCAUUUGCAAGCAUCUCGAUAGACCUGGUGUGAGCUUCUGCUCACGCACAACUUAUACCGAAAACGCUAUCACCAAUGCAGUAGAUAUAUAUAGAAACUCCAGUGGCGCACUUCAUUUCAUGGCCUCAAAUAAUGACUGUGGAGUCAGAGACUUUGACAUGGAGAGAUAUAAGCUUGUCCAACUCUUCCGUUAUCUAUGGCCCGUCAAUCAUAGCUCCGUAAGUCCUGAUGGGAAACUAGUAGCAGUCGUUGGAGAUGACCCAGAUGGUCUACUGGUAGACGCAAGCAACGGACAGACAAUCGGGACGCUAAAAGGUCACUUAGAUUAUUCAUUUGCAUCAGCUUGGCAUCCAAACGGUGUAACAUUUGCCACAGGAAACCAAGACAAGACCUGCCGUAUUUGGGACACAAGGAAACUCUCGGAAUCAGUCGCUGUCCUAAAAGGUAACCUCGGAGCCGUUCGAUCCAUUAGGUUCACAUCUGACGGACGGUACGUUGCAAUGGCGGAGCCAGCUGAUUUCGUCCAUAUCUAUGACAUAAAAGCAGGCUACAAAAAGGAGCAAGAGAUUGAUUUCUUUGGAGAGAUUUCUGGGAUUUCGUUUAGUCCAGAUACUGAAUCUCUCUUCAUCGGUGUUUGGGACCGGACUUAUGGAAGUCUCUUGGAGUAUGGUCGAGCUAGAGACUACACUUAUCUCGAUUCAUUACUUUGAUGGAAAACGAAGCUUAAGCCUAAAAAAAACUUACAUAAAAGUAAUCUAUUCAUAACCAUACCCACAAAGAGAAAAAAGAGAGACCAUGGUUCGAUUCAUAAGCUGUUCAUUUGUGUAAUUUGUUGUGCUUUUAAAAAUGUACAUUUUCCAUGAACUUGGGAAUUUGUCUUGGGAUCAUAAGUCAAACCUCAAUCCCUUCGAAAAUCUUCUAGAUUUGGUUCGAAGAUUUUUAACCAAAAAAAGGGAAGAGUCAUAUAUUUUGGCCCAUUAUUUAUGGCCAAAAGCAUCAUCAAUUCAAUUGCAUAUCGUUACGAGAAUA
Arabidopsis lyrata subsp. lyrata is the source of this 1843-nucleotide messenger RNA. RefSeq lists its product as uncharacterized. Lineage: Eukaryota; Viridiplantae; Streptophyta; Magnoliopsida; Brassicales; Brassicaceae. Gene Ontology annotation, molecular function: protein binding. Bases 196 to 1524 code for a protein of 442 amino acids. The transcript has 12 exons. The record is from RefSeq and is a predicted model, not a curated record.